CCUGCGCACUGCCCUCCAGGGUGCUCUCGGGGGCGCCACGCUGGCACGCCAGGGUCUUAGGCCCAUUGCUAUGGGUCUUCCCGGCCCUUCUGGAGCUACAGGUAGAGUGGUGCCCCAGAGCCGACUGUGUGCGAGGUGCACCUGCGCUGGCUCGCUCAGCCUGGGAGGAAAUGAGGGGCUAGGAGGUUAAGUGAUCAGCACAUAGUAGGUCUAUGGAGUGGAAGAGAGAGAGAGAGAGAAGUGAGCGAGGCGCACCAGGAUUCCCCUCUGCAGUCUUGCUCAGUCCGCAGACUGGGAGCCCACCCGCCACCUGGAAUCUCCCUCCCCAAAGCCUUGGAGAGACAGGACUGAGUGGGAGGGGGACAAGGAACGUCCCAGUGGGAGACCACAGGCCUCUGUCGCUGCUCCAUCUGAUCUCCAGGAGCGCCAGGCUCCAGACUGCCUGGAGCGCUGAAAGAGUUAACCAGGAACGCCUCCCCGCUGCGGUUUUGUGGUCGAAACCAUGAUUGCCAGGAGCAAAUUUUUGUCGUGCACAAGGUGUGUUAUUAAAAGUCGGAGUUACGCUGCUGGUGAAUGAAAAGUUAAAAGCCCUCAUUAAGCUCCGCCUGUAAAACAGGCGGACUGGGGCUGAGACAACCCUAACGGCGAGGCUUGGGGUGCAGGACGCUCCUGAGGUUCCUGCUACUGCACUGGUUGGCACAGCGAGGGCCUGGUCAGGUGCCUGGAGCCACAGACAGCUUCAGGGGGCGUCCACACAGAGGAAGGCCAGCCGGAGGAAGGGCUACAGGGCUGAAACACAAAUAGCAUAUGCUGGUCGGGCCCAGUUGGUUGAAAAAAAAUAACAGCCAAGCAUCGAUUGAGAGCUGACUCCACAACAGAUUCAGUGUCCAGUGCUUGAUAAAUACAUUAUGUCCCUUAACCUUCCCAGGGAUCCAACGAGGAUGGGAGUAUAAAUUCAGUUUUGCCGAGGAGAGGGGUGUGAGACUUGCCCCAGGCUUGCUCAAGAUCUCAAGGAAGAGCUGUGAUCUUAACUGGGUCUUAACGGAGGGGCGAAAAGGAUACGCCACAGCAAUAUGUCACCCUGCCUCCUGUCUGUACAGAUCCUGAAAAAAAAAGACGAGGCGAUAUGCCCAACUGCUAACAGCGGUUAUCUCUGAGUGGAGGAAUGCAGUUUCAGGUCUGUGCGACUGCUAAAGAAUGACCCGGUCAACUUCCAGAAGUUCCCCUACACGAGUGAGGACGAGGCCUGGAAGACGUACCUGGAAAACCCGUUGACGGCCGCCACGAAGGCCAUGAUGAGGGUCAAUGGGGACGAUGACAGUGUUGCAGCCCUGAGCUUCCUCUACGACUACUACAUGGGCCCUAAGGAGAAGCGGAUCCUGUCCUCCAGCACUGGGGGCCGGAACGACCAAGGAAAGAGGUACUACCAUGGCAUGGAAUAUGAGAUGGACCUCGCUCCCCUUGAAAGUCCCACGCAUCUCAUGAAAUUCCUGACUGAGAAUGUGUCUGGAACCCCAGAGUACCCAGAUGUGCUCAAGAAGAAUAACCUGAUGAGCUUGGAGGGGGCCGGGCCCACUUCCGGCAAGGCAGCUCCCCUCCCCCCAGGCCCCAGCAAGCUGGAAGCUGGCUCUGUGGACAGCUACCUGCUGCCCACCAGUGAUAUGUAUGAUAACAGCUCCCUCAACUCCUUGUUUGAGAGCGUUCACGGGGUGCCACCCACACAGCGCUGGCAGCCUGACAGCACCUUCAAAGAUGACCCACAGGAGUCGCUGCUCUUCCCAGAUAUCCUGAAAACGUCCCCAGAACCCCCGUGUCCAGAGGACUAUCCCAGCCCCAAGAGUGACUUUGAGUACACCCUGGGCUCCCCCAAAGCCAUCCACAUCAAGUCGGGGGAGUCGCCGAUGGCCUACCUCAACAAGGGCCAGUUCUACCCCAUCACCUUGCGGACCCCAGCAGGUGGCAAAGGCCUGGCCUUGUCCUCCAACAAAGUCAAGAGUGUGGUGAUGGUUGUCUUCGACAAUGAGAAGGUGCCGGUGGAGCAGCUGCGCUUCUGGAAGCAUUGGCAUUCCCGGCAACCCACUGCCAAGCAGCGCGUCAUCGACGUGGCUGACUGCAAAGAGAACUUCAACACUGUGCAGCACAUCGAGGAGGUGGCCUACAACGCCCUGUCCUUCGUGUGGAAUGUCAACGAGGAGGCCAAGGUGUUCAUCGGUAUCAACUGCCUCAGCACAGACUUCUCCUCGCAGAAGGGGGUGAAGGGCGUCCCCCUAAACCUGCAGAUCGACACCUAUGACUGCGGCUCGGGUGCCGAGCGCCUGGUGCACCGAGCCGUCUGCCAGAUCAAGAUCUUUUGUGACAAGGGAGCAGAAAGGAAAAUGCGUGAUGAUGAGCGGAAGCAGUUCCGGAGGAAGGUCAAGUGCCCUGACUCCAGCAGCAGUGGCAUCAAGGGCUGCCUGCUGUCUGGCUUCAGGGGCAACGAGACCACGUACCUGCGGCCCGAGGCUGACCUGGAGACCCCGCCCGUGCUAUUCAUCCCCAACGUGCAUUUCUCUGGCCUGCAGCGUCCCGGAGGGGCAGUGCCCUCGGCGGGUCAGAGCAGCUCCAACAGGCUGCCUCUGAAGCGCACCUGCUCGCCCUUCGCUGAGGAGUUUGAGCCUCUGCCCUCCAAAAAGGCCAAAGAAGACGAUCUUCAGAGAGUCCUGUUGUACGUGCGGAGGGAGACCGAGGAGGUGUUCGAUGCUCUCAUGUUGAAGACCCCCGACCUGAAGGGGCUGAGGAAUGCGAUCUCUGAGAAGUAUGGCUUCCCUGAAGAGAACAUUUACAAAGUCUACAAGAAAUGUAAGCGGGGAAUCUUGGUCAACAUGGACAACAACAUCAUUCAGCACUACAGCAACCACGUCGCCUUCCUGCUGGACAUGGGGGAGCUUGAUGGCAAGAUUCAGAUCAUUCUUAAGGAGUUGUAAGGCCCAAGCAUCCACCCCCUCGGGCCCCCUGGGGUCGGCUCCAGGCAAGGAGCCGUCUGGGAAGUGGCCCCAAGCCACACACAACCUCUCCUCAUGCCUCAGUGCUGUUACUUGAAUGCCCUCCCUGAGGGAAGAGGCCCUCGCAUUGCAAACCCACAGAUGCCAAGGUCAGGAAGGGACCUGGGAAGUGUCCUGACCUGAACCGCAACCCGUGCUUGAAUCCAUGCUGGAUUUCCUGCCAGCGCUGGCCCAGCCAGAGACAGUGCCAUCUUGGCUAACGUCCCCACAGCCUGUCUCUUCCUCAGAAGACACUGUUCUCUCAGUCCAUCUCCCGGUUGACUGUUCAGAUGGGAAUAGUCAUCUGAAAGAAGGAAGUGGACCUUCUUUCCCACAGCUGCCUUGACUCUUGUCCAGCUUUCAUUCUGGAUUCUUCUAUCAACUUGAGACCCUUUGGUCAAUUAGCUGGACAACUCUUUUGAUUUUCAGUGUAAACAAUUUUUAAAUGUUACCAAAAUGGAAACAGUCUCUUUCACACGAAUUUCCUCAAUACAAGAUGUAAAUAAUCGAGCUGAUGAUUGGAACAAAGUGGCUGCUGUAAAAACGACAACUUCUGUGCCCGCUUGCUGAUGUACACAUUUCUUAUUUACAAUUUUCAUUUAUGUUAUAUAUAUAGAAGUAUAUAUUGUAUAUACGUGCCACAUUUUAUAUUUUUCAUGGAUACAUUUUUAUCAUUUCAAAAAAUGUGUAUUUCACAUUCUUGGACUUUUUUUUUAGCUAUUAUUCAAUUAUGCGUUUUGUAUGCUCGCAUGGUAUUUAGUAAUAAAAUUCUACCUAUGUAUUCCUUCAAAUACUACACCUGCUCCUUCUGUGAAAGUCUUCCCAGGAAGAGAGGGUGAGAGCAGAUUAGGCCCGCCUCCUGCCGUCCUGCGGGUGGCUUGCACCGGACUCGAAGGCUGGUGGCGCGUGCUGGGCACUGGAAAAGCAGAGGUGCCCCCUGGAAGGCAGCGGGGUCCUGAUGUCGAGAUCUCUGUCUGGCGCGGUCCCACAGGCUGCAUGUCAUGACCUCAGGACGAAUGACUAGAGAUGGAGAAGUCCCGGGAAGGUCCAGGAUGGCCUUGCCAAGGACCGCACAACUGGGGCCAGUAGGCAGAGCCCACGGCUGGGAGCCACGUGAACUGAGUUCUUGUGCCACCUCUAUCCCCACACUCUGGGCCAAGUCGUUUUCCCUGCAGCUGACUCGCAGCUUACAGAAACGGGUGCUCCCACCUCUUCCCAGCUCUGCCUCAGUGACAUCAUGGUGGUACGUGGGGGAGUAGUUAUACCCAAGAAAUUGACCGCUGCUACACAUCAAGGCCUUUAUUUCCUCUGGCAACAAGUGACAAAUCAGAGCAUCUCUUCCUCCCUCCCUCCCUCCCUCCCUUCACCAGCUUCCUAGCACACCACCACCUCUAGGCCUCAGUUUCUUUAGCUAUGGGUGAGGGGCAUGGAUCUACCUGGGUCUUUGUAACUACCAUCUUUAGAGCCACAGAGCUGAUUGGUGGGUCUCAGAGGCCACCUCGAUGUAGGGGAGGGUUUAGCUGCGGCCCCCGAGGACCCUCCGGACUUCGGUCAUGGCAGAUCAGCUUUUCCCCUUUUACACAUCAGGGUCUCCCAUAAACUUUUGUCUGAACAGAACUUUUAAAACCUUUGUAAACCACAGAUGCCUCCAAGGGCCUCUAAGCUCUGACAGUCAGAGCCAGUGGUCCUAAUUCCCACCUCCCUGCCUGGAGUCAGGGCCAGGGCUAGGGUCAGGCCGGCGAGGCCCGAGUCUCAGGCACAAAAAUUAGGAGGAGUCAAAGAGCUCAGUAAUCAAGAGAAAUCAAUGCAAUGUUUUUUUUUUUUGUUGUUGUGUUUUGUUUUAAUAAAGGCAAAAAAAAUCCACGAUGAACAAAAUGAUGUGUGAGGGCGGGAGGGCGGAGUGCGCAG
This is a messenger RNA of Ailuropoda melanoleuca (giant panda), 4928 nucleotides long. It is a transcript of the gene GRHL3, whose product is annotated as grainyhead like transcription factor 3. The record is from RefSeq and is a predicted model, not a curated record. Gene Ontology annotation, biological process: regulation of transcription by RNA polymerase II. Gene Ontology annotation, molecular function: RNA polymerase II cis-regulatory region sequence-specific DNA binding; DNA-binding transcription activator activity, RNA polymerase II-specific. The coding region runs from base 1293 to 2963 and encodes 556 amino acids. The transcript is spliced from 16 exons. Lineage: Eukaryota; Metazoa; Chordata; Mammalia; Carnivora; Ursidae. Gene Ontology annotation, cellular component: nucleus.